Molecule: messenger RNA, 2400 nt
Organism: Loxodonta africana (African savanna elephant)
Lineage: Eukaryota; Metazoa; Chordata; Mammalia; Proboscidea; Elephantidae
Gene: MEP1B
Product: meprin A subunit beta
Exons: 14
Coding region: 184-2313 (709 amino acids)
Biological process (GO): proteolysis
Cellular component (GO): membrane
Molecular function (GO): zinc ion binding; metalloendopeptidase activity; protein binding
Source: RefSeq, a predicted model, not a curated record
UCUGUAGAGCUGUGUUAAAGAUACUGGACUUUAACUCCUUGGUUAGAAAUAUUACUAUGGCAGUCAGCUGGUCUGCAAGAUGGAUGAUUGAGAUCAAAGGCUAUAUGUUAUGAUGUUUACCUUUUAAAAAGUAAAACCUAUUCUGAAUUUCACAGUGUGCAGCUUUCAGCUGGAAGCUACAGCAUGAACUCAUGCUCUCUGCCUUGGUUUCUGUCCUUUGCCGCUUUCCUCGUGGUUUCUGGUUUGCCAACUCCAGAAAACUUUGAUGUAGAUGGUGGAAUCAAUCAGGACAUAUUCGAUAUCAAUGAAGAUUUGGGACUGGAUCUUUUUGAGGGUGACAUCAGACUUGAUGGGGCAGAACAGAGAAAUUCCAUCAUUGGAGAAGAAUACAGAUGGCCUCAUACCAUUCCAUAUGUACUAGACGACAGCUUGGAAAUGAAUGCUAAAGGAGUGAUCCUUGAUGCAUUUGAACGCUAUCGCCUAAAAACAUGCAUUGACUUCAAGCCUUGGGCUGGAGAAGCUAACUAUAUAUCAGUGUUCAAGGGCAGUGGCUGCUGGUCUUCAGUGGGAAACAGGCAUGUUGGGAAGCAAGAUCUUUCCAUUGGGACAAACUGUGACCGAAUAGCAACGGUUCAACAUGAGUUCCUUCACGCACUGGGAUUCUGGCAUGAGCAGUCGCGUUCUGACCGGGAUGACUAUGUCAAUAUCAUGUGGGAGAGAAUUCAGUCAGGCAGAGAACACAAUUUUAACACCUAUAAUGAUCAACAAUCGGACUCUCUGAAUGUUCCCUAUGAUUAUACUUCAGUAAUGCACUACAGCAAAACUGCGUUCCAGAAUGGGACGGAGCCAACCAUUGUAACAAGAAUCCCCGACUUCAUGGAUGUGAUUGGCCAACGAAUGGAUUUCAGUGACUACGAUCUCCUAAAGUUGAAUCGACUGUACAACUGCUCCUCUUCCUUGAGCUUUAUGGACUCAUGCAAUUUUGAACUGGAAAAUGUGUGUGGUAUGGUCCAAAGUUCAGGAGAUAGUGCUGACUGGCAGCGGGUUUCCCAGGUUCCUGGGGGGCCAGAGAAUGAUCACUCCAACAUGGGCCAGUGCAAAGGUUCUGGUUUCUUCAUGCAUUUUGACAGUAGCUCUGUGAACGUGGGCGCCACGGCACUGCUGGAAAGUAGAAUACUGUACCCUAAAAGAGGAUUUCAGUGCUUGCAAUUUUAUUUAUAUAACAGUGGAAAUGACAACGACCAACUGAACAUCUAUAUCAGGGAGUAUUCUGCAGGCAGUGUGAAUGGUACUUUAACCCUUGUGGAAGAAAUAAAAGAAAUACCCAUUGGGAGCUGGCAACUGUACCAUGUAACACUGACAGUGACCAACAAAUUUAGAGUGGUGUUUGGAGGAAUCAGAGGCUCCGGUGCAUCGUUGGGUGGUCUGUCUAUUGAUGACAUAAAUCUUUCAGAAACAUGGUGCCCUCAUCAUAUCUGGCAUAUAAAGAAUUUCACACAGUUCAUUGGCAGCCCAAAUGGAAAACUAUAUAGCCCUCCAUUUUAUUCUUCUAAAGGUUAUGCCUUUCAGAUUUACUUGAAUCUAAACCAUUCGACUGAUGUCGGGAUAUAUUUCCACUUGAUCUCUGGAGCCAAUGAUGAUCAAUUACAGUGGCCGUGUCCUUGGCAACAAGCCACGAUGACACUCUUGGAUCAAAAUCCUGACAUUCGGCAGCGUAUGUCCAAUCAGCGGAGUAUAACUACAGACCCAUUUAUGACCAUUGAUAAUGGAAUCUAUGUUUGGGACAGACCUUCCAAAGUGGGAGGAGUGGCUUUUUUCACUAAUGGAACUCAGUUUAGAAGAGGUAUAGGCCUUGGAACCAGUGUCUUUAUAACCCACGAGAGGCUGCAAAGCAGAGAUUUUAUAAAAGGAAAUGAUGUUUACAUCCUUCUGACAGUGGAAGACAUAUCCCACCUUAAUUCUACACAAACGGAGCUGACCCCAGGCUCUACCACCAAGGACCUCUGUGCAAACAUCAUCUGUGAGAAUGACGGCAUCUGCACUGUCCACAAUGACAAAACCGAGUGCAGGUGUCCAUCAGGGGAGGACUGGUGGUACAUGGGAGAAAGGUGUGAAAAGAGAGGCUCAACUCGAGACACUGUUGUUAUUGCCGCUUCUUCUACUGCCGCUGUGUUUGCCCUGAUGUUGAUGGUCACCCUUGUCAGUGUCUAUUGUACCAAGAAGAAAUAUCAUAAAAAGACAAGUUCAAAAACAGCAGAUGAGAAUCCAGGAAAUGUAAGUGUGCCUGGUACUUGCUUAUUCAAAAGCUAUUGAUGAAAUUCUAUGGAGAAGUGGGACAUUUAUGUGUGUGUGAUUUUAUUGUGAUUAUAUAUAUGUAUAUAUAUAUCUCAUUGCUGUUGA